AUGCAGGCUGAUUUGAAUAACACAAUAAUUCAAGCCCAAUCCCCUAACAAGGAAGAGCGAGACCACGCAGAGAACACUUUGUUUCAAUUAUGUGAUUCCGAUCCUAAUGUGGCUUUUAGAUCUCUCCUACAGGUAGCUUGCUCCGACAAUUCACCGCUCAGCUCAAAGCAGUUUGCUCUCCUUUCUAUACGUAAGUUUACCACAAUGUAUUGGAGCGCAGGCUUUGAUUCUUAUAGAGGGCCUCGUGGAUUUGAGGAGGGUACGAAAAGCGUGGUGAGAAACACGUUGCUUCAAAUGUGUUUAGAAAGUUCACAAGAUAACACAAUUAGAAAUAUAUGUUCUUAUUGCAUAGUUCAAAUUGCUGCGAUCGAUUACCCAGAUCAAUGGCCAGAGCUGCUUCCAGCAAUCUACAAAGCCAUUCUCCAGCAUUCUUCUCUAAACGCAUUGUCCCUGCUAAAUGAAAUGUUUGAUGAUAUUGUUUCAGAAGAGAUGUUCUUUCAGAACGGUCUUGGCCCUCAAACAAUUCAAAUAGUUUUGACUUUGCUAACAUCUUCAACAGCUACUAUUCAAAGUAAAACGGCUGCCGUAAAGCUACACAAAGCCUGCCUUUUUCAGUUGCAAUCUCCCGAAGCAACACAAACACAAGAGCGGAAGAAUGCCCUUUGGUCUCAUAUUCAAGAUUCAAUAAACUUGUUUUUGAAUUUGUUGAAAGAAUGCGACUCGCAAGAUGACCAGACGCAGAACGGGACUGAUGCGUUAAACUUGAAGACUUCGAUAUAUGAGAAUUUACAGCUACUGAAGACGGGAUUCCCAAGGAAGUUAUUUUCGUCAGAUAAUUUAUCCAAAUUGAAACAUUUGAUAAUUAAAGACUUGGAGAGCAUAGCUCCUUUUUAUUUUGAAAAUGCCUCUACCCUAAAUGAGCUGAAUGCAAUAGCCCUCAACGAGCUGGGUAUUAAUCUUAUUUCACUUCUUUCUGAUUUGUACGAAAUAGGCUUCACUGAGACUGAACAGAACAAAAUCACAGAGAGUCUAAUUUUGGUAUGCUCUUUGAGCAAUAAUGAGGAACUAGACUGGAUUGAUGAUUAUAACUCUUUUGUUAGCAAAGAAACGGGUUUGGCAUCCUCCUACUUCAUUCGAGAUGAAUGCGAACAAUUCCUGAUGAAUUUAAAUUCCAGAAACUAUAGCAGCAUACUAGGAGACUGCCUUAAUGCGUCUACACAAUUUACCGAUAAAGAGUGGAGAAUACAAGAGUCACUAAUUUUUGUUUUACAAGCACUCUGCUCUAAUGAAGAGGAGUCUUUCAAGGCGGACUUAGAUGUAGUGAUAAAUGUUCUCAGGGAUUUGGAUCUUCAUGUGGAGAAUGUAAGCGUUCAUCAACUUGUUAAGGUCAGAAUGAUACUGGCCUUGCCAAAGAUUCUCGAAAGGUUCGUCGAUAAAAUAGAGAAUAUUAGAUUGUAUGUUAAGGGCUUUAUUGAAAAAUCAUUGACUCUUGCUAUGAGCUUCGAAAAUGAAACUGUGAAAGCUUCAACCCUGAUUGCCUUGACUUAUUACGCAUCGUUUGUGGAGCUGGACUCAGUUUUGGGGGACCAAAAGUUUUUAGAGUUCCAAAAGAUGAUAAUUUCGAUUGUUGAGAGUCUUUUAGAGACAUGUGAAGAUGAUACUCCUGCAUUUUUGUUGGAAUCCUUAGGUUGUACGUUGGGUUCUCAUCAUACUUUUACAAGAGAAUAUGAUCAAGUCAUACUGCGAUUGGUUUUACAAAUUUCAGCGAAAGAUCCUUCCAAUAUUCAGAUAGUUCUAACAGCUCAAGAUUGCUUGGAAAAACUACUGAAAAAUGCCACCAAUGAGUCAUAUAUAGAAUUGGCAGACAUCUGCAUUCCACUCUUUGUCAAUGUCAUGAAAGAAGGUGCAGUUAAUGGAUUUUCUUAUUCUCCAGUGCUGUCCUUAUCGUUGGAAUUGCUGACCGUCUUCAUGAAAAAGAAACCAACGGAUGGCCAUUUGCCAGCAAACGUUGUUCAAUAUGUUUUUGAGCCCCUUUCAAGUAUCUUAGCUAUUUCACAGGAUGACGAAAUUUUACAACUCACAACUGAUAUCAUGGCCUUCGUGGUCAACAACUCCGCAAACGAUGUCAUUGCCCCAUUUUUACAAGUGACGCUAUCGGUUCUGGAGAAACUUCUAUCUGUUAACACGUCUGAGUCUGCUGCAAUGAAUGUUGGCUUGUUAAUAGUCACAAUACUCGAGAAAUUCUCAGAGCAACUGCAAGAAAUGAUUCCCCGAAUUCUAGAAGCUGCAACUAAUCGUUUGAUUGAUGUGAAGAAUGUUGCUACAGCGGAUAAUCUGAUUUUUGUCUUCUGCUAUUUAACAUCGAUAGAUCCGGCGCGAACAAUUGACUUUUUGAGCUCCAUGAAGGUUAAAAAUGGGACUUCUACGGCUUUGGAGCUCGUGCUUCCUAAAUGGCUAAGUUCAUUUGAAGUUGUGAGAGGUGAACGAAGAAUAAAGGACAAUAUUUUGGCGCUUUCUAAGAUUUUUUUCUUGAAUGAUUAUAGAGUCUCAAAUCUCCCAGUCAAUGGCGAUUUGAUUCCAUACGCCGGUGAUAUAAUUAUAACAAGGUCUAUGGCGAAAAAAAUGCCUGAAAACUACACGAGGAUUUCUGCCUAUGAGAAAAUUAUCAAGUUGUUUAUCAUGGAACUAAGUUUCCAAGUCGCGCAACCAGAUGAAAAUAAUGACAAUCAUGAGUAUUCGAAGUCAGCCACUACAGUUGAAAGUAAGGGCGAUGAAGAUGAUGACGAUUGGGAAGACGUAGAUGAUGUACUUGACUAUGAGAAGCUUCAAACUUAUGUUGACGAUGAGGACAGCAUUAACGGUGAAGAGAGCGAUGGAAUUGUUAUCUACCCGGAACAGCAAGGCACGACAAAGGAGCUGUUAAUUCAAUUCUUCAAGGAAGUGGCCGCGAAAAAUGUGAGCAACUUUAGCGGUAUAUAUGACCGGUUAAGUGCAGAUGAGAAACGAGUUCUCUCCGAGGUACUUGUUUAA
Messenger RNA from Lachancea fermentati, 3030 nucleotides. The record is from the annotation of a GenBank genome assembly. NCBI's taxonomy places the organism in Eukaryota, Fungi, Ascomycota, Saccharomycetes, Saccharomycetales, Saccharomycetaceae.